This is a messenger RNA of Diorhabda sublineata, 4460 nucleotides long. Its product is annotated as retinal homeobox protein Rx-B. Gene Ontology annotation, molecular function: RNA polymerase II transcription regulatory region sequence-specific DNA binding; DNA-binding transcription factor activity, RNA polymerase II-specific. Bases 116 to 1276 code for a protein of 386 amino acids. The record is from RefSeq and is a predicted model, not a curated record. The transcript is spliced from 2 exons. Gene Ontology annotation, biological process: regulation of transcription by RNA polymerase II. NCBI's taxonomy places the organism in Eukaryota, Metazoa, Arthropoda, Insecta, Coleoptera, Chrysomelidae.
GAGCUCGUUAAAUAUAAAUUGACUAAAAUGAUCAUGUCAGAAGUCAGUUUAUCCAUUUAAGUGAAACUCUUAGCAAUUGUUUGAUUAGAUAAUUGACAUAACAUCAAUUAAAAUAAUGGAAGGUGGCGCGCCAUUUGACGAACAAUCUUUCAAUGAUUUCAAUAAUCAACCUUUACCUUCGCUAUCAUCGACUUUACUCAAUAAAAAUCAGGAUAAUCUGAACGUGCAUUCGAUACAAGUUAUGCUGGGGCUGCAACAACAACAACACGACAUGUUCGGGACAAUUGGAUCUCCGAUGGAUUACAAAGAGACGACGAGGAAGCUGGAAGGAUCUCCGAUACAUCAUCAGGACUUGAAUGGGCUGUAUACGCAGGGUAUCGAGGGCUCCAACGGCGGUAAAAGGAAAAACGAAGAAGUGGUUUUGUUGCAAUCACAGAAUUUGAGUUCGAGUGAAAUUGGUAGUACGCAAAGUACUGGUACUAAGAAGAACGAUAAGAAGAAGAAUGAGAGUGGAGUGAAGAAGAAAAAAACGAGAACAACCUUCACCGCAUUUCAGCUGGAAGAACUAGAAAGAGCGUUCGAGAGAGCACCAUACCCGGACGUGUUCGCGCGGGAAGAACUAGCCCUGAAAUUGAACCUCAGCGAAUCCCGCGUACAAGUUUGGUUUCAAAACAGACGAGCGAAAUGGCGCAAGCGCGAACCGCCCCGGAAAACCGGUUACAUCAGCUCGGCGUCGCCGAGCCCGAACAUCGCCACGAAUUUCAACAACACCAUACCAUUCACGCAAUCGAACACCUUAAACGCGUCGGCUCCGGCGGAUUCUUGGAGCUACCAGUCCUACGAAUUGAGCCCACAUUUGAAUCUUCUAAAUAGCACGUCGGGAUCUUAUUCUACGUACGGAUCGCCGGCUUCUUACUCGAGUUUCGGCUCCACGCAAAACAGCUACUCUUACAUGCUAAAUUCCCAUGAAAAUCAGUUAUUUAGCGCGCCCAUACGAUCCCACGAAUAUGCCACGGCUUCGGUUAAUAACCCGAGUCCGCCCCUGGGUAGGGAAUACUCGAUGCUGCAGACGCAUUCCCCCACUACCGACGAGAAUUCGAUUGGAGUUAAGAUCGAAUACGUCGAUCAUACCGCUGCUUUGAACCAAUCGCCGGAUUGGUACGAGAACGGAUCGCCGAAGAACGACACGACUUAUCACGAUGAUGGACGAUUGAAAGAACUCAAAUCGGAUAACGGUAAUCAAACGUACGUGGCGCUGCCUCCUUUUCGGAACUAGCAAAAAUUGUAAAUAGACAUUAUUUUUAGUUUAUAUUUGUUUUUUAUCUAGUGACAAAUGUGUUGGCGAGAGCAAUUUAGUCAAAAUUAUUUAUUUAUUGUGGGCGAUUUGAGAUGUGACGAAAUUUUUUCGUAAUCUUAGUUGAUUUUAUUAUGGAAAUGGUAGUAUUGGUAGUAAUAAAGCAUAAUUUGGAAAGGGUGCAAAUUUUCGUCUUAGAUUGAUAGAAGAAGAAUAAAAGUUGUGGGGGGAUGAGAAAAAUACGAUUUAUGUUCGAUAAUUUCUAACAUAACCUCAAAAUUUUUGAAAAUAAUUUGGUUUUUUUGGUAUUUAAUUUUUUUCUGGCCUAAAAGUACAUGGAUUUUUUUUUCAAAAUUGAUGACAAGGUAGAGAUUUAAGUCCUUAAUAGAACCUCAUUUUUUAUUUAGGAAAAUACCAAGUGGCUUGAAAAAUAUAGCGAUUUUUAGAAAAAAAGAUGUUGAGGGGAGAUGGUAUUACGUAAAUUACGGUGAAACGAGACAAUUUAUCAAAAAUUCUUGACAAUAAAAGUUGUAGGGAAUCGAAAAAUCUACAAUUUACAUUAAUUUAUUUUUUUACAUAACCUCAAAAUUUCCGAAAAAAAUGCUAAUCAUCGAGUUUUUUGGACUUUUUAUUUUUUUUCUGGUACAAUAAUGUAUAGAUUUUUGUCAAAAUUAGUGAAAAGGUAGAGUUUUUUGUCCUUAAUGGAAAGCUAUUUUUUAUUUUGGGAAAUACCGAGUAGUUUGAAAAAUAUAGCAAAUUUAAAAAAAAAAGAUGUUAUGGGGAAAUGGUAUUAACGUAAAUUACGGUGAAACGAGACAAUUUAUCAAGAAAUCUUCACAAUAAAAGUUGUACGGAAUUGAAAAAUCUACAAUUUACAUUAAUUUAUUUUUUUAUAUAACCUCCAAAUUUUAGAGAAAAAUGCAAAUAAUCGACUUUUUUGCACUUUUUAUUUUUUUUCUUGUACAAUAAUGUAUAUAUUUUUGUCAAAAUUGGGGAAAAUGUGGAGUUUUUUAUCCUUAACGGAACGCUAUUUUUUAUUUUUGAAAAUACCGAGUCGUUUGAAAAAUAUAGCAAAUUUAAAAAAAAAGAUGUUAUGGGGAAAUGGUAUUAACGUAAAUUACGGUGAAACGAGACAAUUUAUCAAGAAAUCUUCACAAUAAAAGUUGUAGGGAAUUGAAAAAUCUACAAUUUACAUUAAUUUAUUUUUUUAUAUAACCUCCAAAUUUUAGAGAAAAAUGCAAAUAAUCGACUUUUUUGCACUUUUUAUUUUUUUUUCUUGUACAAUAAUGUAUAUAUUUUUGUCAAAAUUGGGGAAAAUGUGGAGUUUUUUAUCCUUAACGGAACGCUAUUUUUUAUUUUUGAAAAUACCGAGUCGUUUGAAAAAUAUAGCAAAUUUAAAAAAAAAAAGAUGUUAUGGGGAAAUGGUAUUAACGUAAAUUACGGUGAAACGAGACAAUUUAUCAAGAAAUCUUCACAAUAAAAGUUGUAGGGAAUUGAAAAAUCUACAAUUUACAUUAAUUUAUUUUUUUAUAUAACCUCCAAAUUUUAGAGAAAAAUGCAAAUAAUCGACUUUUUUGCACUUUUUAUUUUUUUUCUUGUACAAUAAUGUAUAUAUUUUUGUCAAAAUUGGGGAAAAUGUGGAGUUUUUUAUCCUUAACGGAACGUUAUUUUUUAUUUUUGAAAAUACCGAGUCGUUUGAAAAAUAUAGCAAAUUUAAAAAAAAAAAGAUGUUAUGGGGAAAUGGUAUUAACGUAAAUUACGGUGAAACGAGACAAUUUAUCGAGAAAUCUUCACAAUAAAAGUUGUACGGAAUUGAAAAAUCUACAAUUUACAUUAAUUUAUUUUUUUAUAUAACCUCCAAAUUUUAGAGAAAAAUGCAAAUAAUCGACUUUUUUGCACUUUUUAUUUUUUUUCUUGUACAAUAAUGUAUAUAUUUUUGUCAAAAUUGGGGAAAAUGUGGAGUUUUUUAUCCUUAACGGAACGCUAUUUUUUAUUUUUGAAAAUACCGAGUCGUUUGAAAAAUAUAGCAAAUUUAAAAAAAAAAAGAUGUUAUGGGGAAAUGGUAUUAACGUAAAUUACGGUGAAACGAGACAAUUUAUCGAGAAAUCUUCACAAUAAAAGUUGUAGGGAAUUGAAAAAUCUACAAUUUACAUUAAUUUAUUUUUUUAUAUAACCUCCAAAUUUUAGAGAAAAAUGCAAAUAAUCGACUUUUUUGCACUUUUUAUUUUUUUUUCUGGUACAAUAAUGUAUAAAUUUUUGUAAAAAUUAGUGAAAAGGUAGAGUUUUUUGUCCUUAAUGGAACGCUAUUUUUUAUUUUUGAAAAUACCGAGUAGUUUGAAAAAUAUAGCAAAUUUAAUAAAAAAGAUGUUAUGGGGAAAUGGAUUCACGCCAUUUACGGUAAAACGAGACUUCCCAUCAAAAAAAUAUUUAUAAAGAAGUUAUAGAGAAUCAGAAAAUCUACAAUUUACAUGAAUUAUUUUUUUUACAUAACCUCAAAAUUUUCUUAAAAACGCAAGUAAUUGUUUUAUUUUUGUUUCUUUUAAUUUUUUUCUGGUACAAUAAUAAAUCGAUUUUUUCCAAAAUUAGUGGAUAAUGGGAUUUUUUGUUCUAAAUCGAACUUUUCGAGCAAAAAUGUUAUGGGGAAACAAAUUUGCGCGAUUUGCGGCUAAACGACAAUUCUUAUCAAAAAAAUGUUAACUAAAACUUGUAAACAAUCUACAACUUACUCCAAUUACACUUUUAGAUUACCCCAAAAUUUUCGAAAAAAAAAAUAUUGAAUGUUCUUCUCCUACAGUAAUUCUUGUAGACACCCAGUACAUCGUCUAGACACAAAUUAAAUAUUAUCAAUGUACUUAAUUGAACAAAAAACUUUCGAUAUUGACAAAAUUGCGAAACAAAAUAUUUUGAAUCGCCCACAAUUAAUACAUAACCUGAAAAAUAGCCAUAAUACGUUAUUUUUUUAUGUACAUAACCUCAAUUAUGUCAAAAUCAAGAUUUAUAUUUUUUUGUUAAUCCCAGUGCCAUAGAUAUACAUAAUUUUAAAUACAUUCGAUAUAAAAAAAUUAUUAUAAUACCGAAAUUGCCUUAGGAAUAGUGCCAUAUUUUUUUUACAAUUUUUGUAAUGUAAAAUGAAAAUAAAAUGUGAAAUAAAUAAAAUAUAAUCCUC